This is a messenger RNA of Xenia sp. Carnegie-2017, 1206 nucleotides long. RefSeq names its product inward rectifier potassium channel 2-like. Lineage: Eukaryota; Metazoa; Cnidaria; Anthozoa; Malacalcyonacea; Xeniidae. Gene Ontology annotation, molecular function: inward rectifier potassium channel activity. Gene Ontology annotation, cellular component: plasma membrane. Gene Ontology annotation, biological process: regulation of monoatomic ion transmembrane transport; potassium ion import across plasma membrane. The transcript is spliced from 2 exons. The coding region runs from base 107 to 1153 and encodes 348 amino acids. The record is from RefSeq and is a predicted model, not a curated record.
GUCACAAUAACAGAACAUAAUAGUUUCAAGAGAAGUAGGUAGAAGAACUGUUCUGUGUCAACUGUGUUCUUGAGCAUAAAGCAUAAGUUGCAAUUUUUAAUAAUUUAUGUCUUGGAACAGAGGAAACAUUUCGAGUGAAGACGAUAGCAUGCCUUUCUUGCCGUCUGAAAAGCCGUUCAAGAAAAGGCUAGUGUCCAAAGAUGGGGAAAUUAUGUUUGAAGUUAGGAAUGUUAACGAGAAAUGGCGUUUUCUGGUUGAUUCUUUUACAUCUUUAAUGGCGUGGAGAUGGCGUUGGGUUUUACUCCUAUUCUGUGCAUCGUAUGUUUUAUCAUGGCUGAUAUUCGGUUGUCUUUGGAGUUUUCUUGUCGUUGGUUAUGGUCCUGGUUAUUGCGUAAAAGAGGUUAACGACUUCACAAGUGCAUUUUAUUUCUCCGUUGAAACUCAACAAACAAUCGGCUAUGGAGGUCGAAUGAUAACAACAAAAUGUGUUUUAGGCGGCAUUCUUCUUCAGCUGCAAUCUCUCGUUGGCAAUCUUAUUGAGUGUGUAACUUUGGGAGUGAUUUUUGCCAAGAUAAUUCGACCAAUUAAACGUGCGAAGACGGUUAUAUUUUCAAAGAAUAUGGUUGUUUGCGAACGGAAAAACAAGUUGUGUCUUAUGUUUCGACUGACAGACUUGCGAGAAAGCCAACUUGUUGAGUCACAUGUGAGAUUACAAUUAUUCAGCACAGUAGAAGAUAAUGGUAAAAAUUAUCAAUUUCAUCAACAAGACUUGGAUGUGAAAUAUGAUUGGAAUUCUAAUGUUGAAAAGCAAGAUCAAUUGUUUUUAUUGAUCCCUCUUACAAUAUUGCAUGUUAUCGAUGAGAACAGUCCAUUUUAUGAUUUAACUCCAGAGGAACUACAACAAUCAAAAUUUGAAAUAGUUGCUGUUCUUGAUGGGGUUGUGGAGUCUACAGGAAUGAACACCCAAGCGAAGACAUCAUAUCUUGCUGAUGAGAUCAAAUGGGGAUACGAUUUUGUGAACAUAAUGUCAAAGAAAUGUUUUGAUGACAAGACAGGAAAGUUCUGGGUGAAUUUUGAGCAACUUGAUGCAGUUGUACCUGUAAAUCUGCCCAAAUUAUCAGCUCGAGAGCAAAACAAUGCUGCUUUUCAAUAAGCAUGUAAAUAUGUAGCUAUGUUAAUACAGUUCUUUCUCAACAUGAGGUAAAA